AUAACAGAGCGGGGAAGGUACGGGAGACAGAUGAUACUCAUAACUUUAGUAGUGUAGUAUUAGUUAGUCGAAACAAACUUUGUAAAGCACAGUCAAAAUGAUGUAGUGGACACGCUGUUAAGUCUAAAGUGAUUGAACUGGAUAUGCUGGAUUUUGGAUGGUAUAAAAAGAAGUGAUUCAUCUCCCCAAUCGGUCUACAUGGUCUACGGGAUUCUCAGGGUUGUGCCAUUUAAACAGGAAACGUUCUAGUUGUGACAUUAAUUAGUCGAAGUUAUACAUGGAGAAAGUAAAAAUGGCGGCGUCGAUGAAGUUUUGCACCCAUCUUUCCAUCACGAUUACUUUGUUUUAUGCUUUAUGUUUGAGGAUAGAGGCGAAGCCAGCCCAAGCCCUCUCGAGGCAAACCGCUGUCAACAAUAUUCCCCUCGCUCAGACACAGAUGGAAAUGGAAGCAGAUAACGAUGUCUAUGAAAGCGACAUAGAAGAACCCUCCAACAACGACCCCGAAGAAGCGGACAAUGAAAACGAAAACGACAUUGAAGUCGAAUCCGUUGUCGCUGGCGAUGCUGAUGCCGAUUUAGAUGUGAUUGAAGUUGAUGCCGGACCUCCAAACCCCAUUGGUCGUAACGGAUGGACAGGAUCUGGAUUGUGGAAAUCAAAAAAGCGAAACGAACACAGCUCCUUGGCCACAGAGAGUAAAGUAUCCCACAUCGGAAUUGGUUUUGGGGUCGUCAUCCUCGUGAUCGCAGUGGUGGUCGUCUCUGGAUUAGCUAUUAAGAGGCCAGGUUCAAGUAAUACCAGUAAUAUACCUCCCGAACUGAAUAUAGACUAAGGCUCAUAUUUGUCUUAAAUUGAAUAAACAGGUAUAUAAAAUCGGAAGAUAUCAAUAUAUCCCAUGUCCUCCUUUCCCCUUCUUAAACCAGCCCUUCCCUCUCUCUCUCUCUCUCUAGAUUCCACUCUUUAUCUCCUCCCUCAAAUCUCCCUUUCUUUCAUGGGAUUGCCCGAUUAUAUUUUUAUUUGAUUACGAACUUGUUUAUGAACAUUUUGAUAAAGAUAAAUGUAUAUUAUGAUUGAAAGUUUAUAUCAAAUGGAUUUAAAUCAUUAUAAUUGCUGAUAUGAGGUGUUUUUAUUUGCAGUGGGGAAAAUGAUCAAGAGAUGGAAGCAAGGGAGAGUAAAAAGAACGCUGUUGAUGUUAAUGAUGAUCAUAAAUGGAUGAAGGGAAUGAUCUUGAUGAAAAUAGAUCUUCUCAUAGUGUUAAUGCUGUUGAAGAUAAAAUUGAUAAUGAUGAUAAUGAAAAAUUAUGUUUGUGAUUAUGAAAAUGUUAAUGGUGGUGGUGAUGAUGAUGACAUUAAUGCUUAUGAUUAUACUGAUGAUUUCAAUCGCAUAUAUUAUGUGUGAUUGAAAUCAUCAGUAGAAUCAUAAGCAUGAUGCACAUUUCCCAUAACGUUAAUAUGAUGAUGAUUUAUUUUCAGAUAUUUUAUAAACAUCUGAUAAGAAUUUAAAAAAUCGUAACACUUUGAUUUCAAAAGUUAAAAAUGUCCUUUGAAAGAUCUGUUGAAAUACCUCAUACUGAAAACAAUUAGGUUUUCGGCAACUAGUAUAUAUUUUUUAUAAAGAGAGCAAAUAUGAACCAUAUAGCAAAUAACUCAUCAAAAAUUAUUAUGUCUGUAUAUGAGCAUUCUCACACGCGGAGAGGUCAAAUGGGUUAGAAUUGUCAGAAUCAUAGCAACAUAAGUGUUAACAAGCAACUAUCAUAACUGUGAGACCAAUAUCAUUGUUAUCCUGGUUGUUAUCAUCCUUACUUGUCCCAAAGAAUUCCUGAGAAAGAGAGAGAAAGAGAGAGAGAGAGAAAGAGGGAAGAAGGGGAGAGGGGGAAGGGGAGAAGGAGAGGGACAACAUAUAUAGUGCUGAUCAAUAUCGAUGAGAAAUUGGAAGUCUCUCAAGGAAAUCCCUAAAUGGCUCUGAAUAACUGGCGUGACCCAGGGCUGUGUCCUUGCCCUUGCCUUAUUUAAGCCACGAUUUCAUUGAUAUUAUCUGUAAAUGGCUAAAUGCAGAAAACCACUCAAGGAAUAUUUACUUAUUAAAGUAAAGUGAUUAGCUCGAUUACUUUCACUGGACGUUAUAUAACGACAUGACUAUUGUCUACGAUAUUCGUCACUUUUUU
This is a messenger RNA of Lytechinus pictus (painted urchin), 2161 nucleotides long. RefSeq lists its product as uncharacterized. Bases 278 to 829 code for a protein of 183 amino acids. The record is from RefSeq and is a predicted model, not a curated record. The transcript has 2 exons. Lineage: Eukaryota; Metazoa; Echinodermata; Echinoidea; Temnopleuroida; Toxopneustidae.